AUGGCGACUAGCGAUUCUGAAUUCAAUCCUGAUCUACUUCUCGCUCACAAGCUCCCCGAGUCGCGUUACACCUACAACGAAAGAGAUGCAGCGAUCUAUGCCUUGGGAAUCGGCGCUUGUGGCAAAGAUGCUGUUGAUUCCGAUGAGCUGAAGUAUGUGUAUCACCAAAAUGGUCAGGAAUCUAUUCAGGUCCUACCAACUUUUGCUUCACUAUUGUCGCUUGGAUCUUUGACAGAAGGACUGGAUUUGCCAGGUUUUACAUAUGAUCCAAGUCUCUUGUUGCAUGGACAGCAGUACAUAGAAAUAUACAAGCCAUUGCCUUCCAAGGCUUCUUUAAUUAACAAAGUAAGCCUAGCUGGAUUGCAGGAUAAAGGUAAAGCAGCUAUACUUGAAAUAGAAACCAAAAGUUACGAGGAAGGUUCAGGGGAACUGUUGUGCAUAAAUAGGACGACUGCAUUUUUACGAGGAGCUGGUGGUUUCUCAAAUUCACCUCAACCAUUUUCUUACAAAAACUAUCCAAGUAACCAGGGCUUACCUGUGAAAAUCCCCCAAACACAACCUUCGACAGUGUGCGAAGAGCAAACCCAACCAUCACAGGCAUUGCUUUAUAGGCUCUCUGGUGACUAUAAUCCUCUGCAUUCAGAUCCAGAAUUUGCAAAACAUGCCGGGUUCCCACGUCCGAUACUGCAUGGACUUUGCACACUCGGGUUUGCAAUUAAGGCAAUCAUCAAGUGUGUUUGCAAAGGUGACCCAACUGCUGUCAAAGCCAUAUCUGGACGGUUCCUCACGACUGUUUUUCCUGGAGAAACUCUAAUAACCGAAAUGUGGCUUCAAGGCUUGAGGGUUAUAUAUCAGACGAAAGUGAAGGAAAGGAACAAAGCCGUGUUAUCUGGUUACGUUGAUAUUCGCGGUUUAUCUUCGUCACUUUAA
Microthlaspi erraticum is the source of this 930-nucleotide messenger RNA. The record is from the annotation of a GenBank genome assembly. Lineage: Eukaryota; Viridiplantae; Streptophyta; Magnoliopsida; Brassicales; Brassicaceae.